AUGCCAAGGAUUUCAGCCGAAAUCGAUCGACUUGUGUCUAUACAAGUGCUGGAGCCUGUUGAUCACUCAGAAUGGGUAGCACCCAGCGUUGUCGUUCAGAAGAAAAAUGGAUCGAUCCGCCUCUGUGCAGACUACUCAACCGGACUGAACGAUCUCGACUUAGCCGAAGCAUAUCUCCAACUGGAAGUGGACGACGUCUCAAAGCAGCUACUCACUAUCAACACGCACCGUGGACUGUAUCGCUUCAACCGACUACCAUUUGGAGUGAAAUCAGCUCCUGGUAUAUUCCAACAAUGUAUGGAUACUCUUAUCGCUGGAUUAGAUGGAACUGCCGCCUAUCUCGACGACAUAUUGGUUACUGGUAGAACCAUCAGCGAACACAAUGCCCGACUAGAGGCCGUACUCAAGCAGAUUCAAGACUACGGGUUCCGCAUUCGACUCGACAAAUGUGCUUUCCUGCAGACGAAGAUCACUUACUUUGGAAGAUGCCCGCUUCGAAGGACGUCAGUCAACUUCGCUCUUUUCUUCAUCAACUUCUACGAAAACUUCGUCAAAGAUCUCCGCAAUCUACGCGCUCCUUUGGACACACUUACGAAAAAGGAUGUUGUCUACACAUGGACACCGGAGUGUCAGUCUUCUUUCGACAAGAUUAAGGCAAUCCUAAGCUCGGAUCUUCUGUUGACCGACUUUGACCCAAGUCUUUCGAUCAUCGUUGCCGCUGAUGCUUCAAAUUACGGAAUGGGAGCAAUCCUCUCACAUCGCUUCGCGGAUGGAUGCGCGAAGGAUUUCGGCCAAGUGGACGCUCUUUCACGCCUCAUCUCGUCAGAAUCAUCGAUACCGAAGGAGUACGUGAUCGCCCCAAUAGAUACUGAUGUCACUUCUGAGUUCUCAGAGAACUGUUGUCAUCUUCCAGUAUCCGCCGAAUCCAUUCGGACUGCUACGCAAGCCGAUCGUCUUAUCCAGCUUGUGAUCAACUAUACGAACACUACACAAAGCUCAUCCAGGCCAAACAAGGAUGAAAAUGCUUGCAAGAAGCUUUGUCUAUUGGCCUACGAAUUUACGGAUUCGAACAUCAGAAAACUCGUCAAGAUCUGCCCAAGAUGUGCAUCCGUGGCAAAGGAUCCGAUCAAGUCUGAACUACAUUCAUGGCCGAAACCGCACUCGCCGUGGACUCGAGUUCAUGCUGAUUUCGCUGGACCAAUGGAAGGACGAUACUAUCUACUCAUCGUGGACGCCUAUUCCAAGUGGCCGGAAAUCGUCCAGAUGUCCUCGAUCUCCUCAACGGUUACCAUCCAAGCAAUGAAGUGCAUCUUUGCCAAGUUCGGAAAUGCAGAGACGCUCGUCACGGACAACGGAACGCAGUUCACGUCGUCUCAGUUCGCUUCUUUCUGCCGUUCCCGAGGAAUCUUGCACAUUCGCACGCCGCCGUUCCAUCCACAAAGCAACGGACAAGCAGAACGUUUUGUGGACACCUUCAAAAGAGGACUUGCCAAGCUGAAGGGGGAGGAACCAACAGUGGACACACUACAGACGUUUCUGAUGGCACAUCGCUCCACUCCCUGCCCGUCUGCACCUAACCAGCGUUCACCUGCCGAAGCCUUCUUGGGACGCCGACUGCGAACGGAACUCGAUCUAAUGUUAUCUUCUAGAGAUCGCACAAACGGUACACGAGAUCUCAAAAUGGAAUCUCAAUUCAAUCGUUAA
Necator americanus (New World hookworm) is the source of this 1704-nucleotide messenger RNA. RefSeq lists its product as uncharacterized. Bases 1 to 1704 code for a protein of 567 amino acids. Lineage: Eukaryota; Metazoa; Nematoda; Chromadorea; Rhabditida; Ancylostomatidae. The record is from RefSeq and is a predicted model, not a curated record. Gene Ontology annotation, biological process: DNA integration. The transcript has 5 exons. Gene Ontology annotation, molecular function: nucleic acid binding.